This is a messenger RNA of Cutaneotrichosporon cavernicola, 480 nucleotides long. RefSeq lists its product as uncharacterized. The transcript has a single exon. Bases 1 to 480 code for a protein of 159 amino acids. The record is from RefSeq and is a predicted model, not a curated record. Lineage: Eukaryota; Fungi; Basidiomycota; Tremellomycetes; Trichosporonales; Trichosporonaceae.
AUGACCUCUUUUUCCCUCCAAUCCGAGGCAUUCUGGACCCAACACCGCCUGUCUGCACUGCGUCUCCGUCGAACUGCCCAGCGUGCCCAGCAAUCACCCUUGCUGACCAACCUCCACGAGGCAGAUGCUUCACGCGCACUCACGCGCGCUCUUACGGUUCGCGUGUCAAACCAUGCCCAACUCAGAGAGGCAGACUACGUCGCCGUACUCGUCCUCGCACACAUCACUGUAAUGUCGCUCAACGCCGCGGCGCAGCAGGCCCAAAGUCUAGGUCCCGAAGCUGUUGCAGAACACGUCGCGCCUCUCGCCCUCCUCCGUCUCAGCAUCGCCGCGUUAUUGGAAGACGCAGCGUUCUGGGAUCCAACCAGAAGAGAAAGCCAGGUCACACUCCGUCGAUGGCUGGAGCGGUGGGGAGACGAGGCGGGCGCCGAAGAGGGCGUCGAGGUCGGCCCGCUGCUCGAUAGUCUUGGUGUCAUGUGA